Messenger RNA from Hibiscus syriacus, 1854 nucleotides. Its product is annotated as E3 ubiquitin-protein ligase RLIM-like. The record is from RefSeq and is a predicted model, not a curated record. The coding region runs from base 103 to 1701 and encodes 532 amino acids. The transcript is spliced from 6 exons. NCBI's taxonomy places the organism in Eukaryota, Viridiplantae, Streptophyta, Magnoliopsida, Malvales, Malvaceae.
ACCCUUCAACGAGAAAGGAAAAAGAAAAACACCCACCAUUCACCAGAAAAUUCUUGUUUUUUUAGCUUUUUGAAGAAGAGGAAGAAGAGAAGAAGGGUUGAAAUGGGGUCGAGUAGCAGUCGAAUGGGGUCGAAGCCAUCACCCGUGAGGCUUAAUCGCCCACUUAAACGCUUUUCAAGACUCUCUUCUCUCUUCAUAUGUGGUUCAUCUUCCUCUCAUGCUCCUCUCGAGAUGGAAGAUUAUCCUGCUGAAAUACUAAAAUCUUCAGAACAUUGUGACCAAGUUACCAACAUGGUCCAUCCCCUGGAGGAAUCUACUUCGGUCUGCAGUAUGGAAACUAGGUUCAGUAGCACAGGUACUGAAACUGGAAUUUCGUCUGAAUGCAGUACCUCAGCCUCUGGGGUUCCAUAUAUUGAAGGUGGUUCAGCAGGUGUAGGAACAAGUAACUCUAGAAAAUGCUUGAAUGAAAGCAUGGGGUUAGUUGCUUCUGAGGUAAGUGCAGAUUAUAGUCAUGGUGAAUCUCAUAGGGAUAGUUGUGCUUCAGCUAGAUCUUCUGUAAAAGAACAAUAUUCAGCCCCCGUCUCAAUAAAUCUUUCGGUUAAUGAGGAUGCAACCAGUGACUUUGAAAAUGCAAACAAGGAUCCCGAGCCAAGUAUUUUGUCUUCUCAAGGGCUCGAAGAUUCAUAUUUACACGGGAUACUAGUUGAGAAUCAGUUGGGCGAAGGAACAACAGUCCAUAGCUCUGCUUCUGAUUCUGCUCACCAUCCAUCUGAAUCAGUGACUUUCCAAUCACUAGGAGGUGAAUCAAUUAGAGAGGCAGUACCUUCAGGUGUAGGAUUUCUUGUAUCCAAUAGGGAACGGGGCCAGGGAGAUGGAAGUGUGCUUAACGUUGAUGUUGUGAGUAUCUCUUCCAAUAUCUUAUCUGGUGGCAGUGCUGAUACAAGUAGUCGUGAAGCCAGGAGGAAUAGUAGAAGAUUGUUUUGGGAUGCAUUUUCGAGACAUAGGUCCAGAAGACUUAAUGAUUCUCCAUCCAUUUUCCUCUCAACAGAUGAUAGUGAUGAUAUCGGAUUUCAUGAUAGGUGGCUCCUUGAUUUCAGUGGCAAUUUCUUUUAUGAUGGCUCAGGAGGUGAUUCUGGUUACCUCAGCAGUAGGUUUCACAGCUUUAAUGAACGGAGACGACACUCAAGAUCGGAGAUAUGGGAAAGGCUGCGUCGUGGACAUGAUGAAAAUAGUCAGCAAACUACAUUUUGCCCAUCUGGACUCCACCCUGAUGGCACAUGCUCAUGUGAUUCUCUCUUGAUGACUGAUGAGUCUAGUGCUCAUGCAAGUAUGUCACGAAUAGUUAUGCUUGCCGAGGCUCUCUUUGAGGUUUUGGAUGACAUUCAUCGGCAGCCAGCAUCACUUUCUUUGUCUAUGGUGUCUCUCCCGGUCCCGGAAUCUGUCGUUGAUUCUUUCCCUCUCAGACGUCACGAAAAAGUGGAUGCAGCUCAGACCGGGGAUGCCAUUGAACAGUGUUAUAUAUGCCUGGCCGAAUACGACGACGGAGACAAAAUAAGAGUUCUGCCUUGCCAGCACGAGUUUCAUAUGUCCUGCGUCGAUAAAUGGCUAAAAGAGAUACACGGAGUGUGCCCGCUUUGCAGAGGCGAUGUCCGUCGGGGUGUGGAAUCAUCGAUCUCGAACUCGGAGAUUCCCUCUCUUUGAUAGAACUGCACAUAUGUAAAUACACUAUUAAAUAGUAAUGAAUUCUUGUACGAAUUCUAAAUGUUGUAUUAACAGUAGCACUCAUGCUGUAUACCCCCCCCCCACAUACCAUGUUAUAUCAUAUACAAUGAAUUCUAGGAAAAUUGCCUGUUC